Molecule: messenger RNA, 4499 nt
Organism: Propithecus coquereli (Coquerel's sifaka)
Lineage: Eukaryota; Metazoa; Chordata; Mammalia; Primates; Indriidae
Gene: DAB2
Product: Dab, mitogen-responsive phosphoprotein, homolog 2 (Drosophila)
Exons: 15
Coding region: 454-2763 (769 amino acids)
Biological process (GO): negative regulation of canonical Wnt signaling pathway; positive regulation of endocytosis; receptor-mediated endocytosis
Cellular component (GO): plasma membrane
Source: RefSeq, a predicted model, not a curated record
UCGCGUCCCUGCGAUCGCCCCCAGCUGGUGGGGCUCCCAGCCCAGGGGAGCCGGGUCCACGGCAGCGCGAGUGGCUGCGGCGCGAGUUAAUAAACAGUUAAGUUUGGAAGACUCAGCAGACACGUUGAGGGGGAGUUACCAAGCCAGGCAGCAAAAACAUCCCGGCACAUUCCUGGGGAGUCCUCAGCUGCCAGCAUCUGAUUAGAACCAUAUCUCUCGCCGGGAGUGGCCGCGCGGCUCCGAGCUCGGCCGGCUGCUAUUUAAGCGGGGCCCGCGGUGUCGGCUGCGCGGCAGCCUGGAGGCUCCGGGCGCGGGGAAGUCAUGCUCGCUUCGCACCGGCGCUGCUAGCCCGUGUCUGUGGUAGGUUAUGUUUAUUUGAGAUUUCUCCAUCGGGAAUUGCCUGUUGUCACUAAGUGUCUGCUGGUGCUGGGACUUGCUGCCUGCCUUCUUGCCAUGUCUAACGAAGUAGAAACAAGUACAACCAACGGUCAGCCUGACCAACAGCCCGCACCAAAGGCACCCUCGAAGAAGGAAAAGAAGAAAGGCUCUGAAAAGACAGAUGAAUAUCUCUUGGCUAGGUUCAAAGGUGAUGGUGUAAAAUACAAGGCCAAACUAAUUGGCAUUGAUGACGUGCCAGAUGCAAGAGGGGAUAAAAUGAGCCAAGAUUCUAUGAUGAAACUGAAGGGAAUGGCAGCAGCUGGUCGGUCUCAGGGACAACAUAAACAAAGGAUCUGGGUCAACAUUUCCCUUUCUGGAAUAAAAAUAAUUGAUGAGAAAACUGGGGUAAUAGAGCAUGAACAUCCAGUCAAUAAGAUUUCUUUCAUUGCCCGAGAUGUGACAGACAACCGGGCAUUUGGUUAUGUGUGUGGAGGAGAAGGCCAGCAUCAGUUUUUUGCCAUAAAAACAGGGCAACAGGCUGAGCCAUUAGUUGUUGAUCUUAAAGACCUUUUUCAAGUUAUCUAUAAUGUAAAGAAAAAGGAAGAAGAAAAGAAAAAGACGGAAGAAGCCAACAAAGCAGUAGAGAAUGGGAGUGAGACCCUAAUGAUUCUUGAUGACCAAGCUAACAACAAACUGAAGUUGGGUGUUGACCAGAUGGAUUUGUUUGGGGACAUGUCUACACCUCCUGACCUAAAUAGUCCAAAAGAAAGCAAAGAUAUCCUGUUAGUGGAUCUAAACUCUGAAAUCGACACCAAUCAGAAUUCUUUAAGAGAAAAUCCAUUCUUAACAAAUGGCAUCACCUCCUGCUCUCUUCCUCGACCAAAGCCUCAGGCAUCCUUCUUGCCUGAAAACGCCUUUUCUACCAAUCUCAACUUCUUUCCCACCCCUAAUCCUGAUCCUUUCCGUGACGAUCCUUUCGCACAGCCAGACCAAUCGACACCCUCUUCGUUUGAUUCUCUCAAAUCUCCAGAUCAGAAGAAAGAGAAUUUGAGUAGCUUGUCUGCUCCACUGAGCAAUGGGCCCCAGAAUGGUGAUGUUGAUUAUUUCGGUCAGCAGUUUGACCAGAUCUCUAACCGGACUGGCAAACAGGAAGCGCAGGCAGGCCCGUGGCCCUUUGCGAGCGCGCAAACUCAGCCAGCAGUGAGAACUCAAAAUGGGGUAUCUGAAAGAGAACAGAACGGCUUCCAUGUCAAAUCCUCCCCGAACCCUUUUGUGGGAAGCCCUCCCAAAGGACUGUCUGUACCGAAUGGCGUAAAGCAGGACUUGGAAAGCUCUAUCCAGUCCUCACCACAUGACUCCAUAGCCAUUAUCCCACCUCCACAAAGUACCAAACCGGGAAGAGGCAGAAGGACUGCUAAGUCUUCAGCGAAUGACUUGCUUGCAUCAGACAUCUUUGCUCCUCCCGUCUCAGAACCUCCAAGCCAGAUGUCACCCACAGGACAAUCUGCAACCCUACAGACCAACCCUCUGGAUCUCUUCAAAACAAGUGCUUCUGCCCCAGUGGGGCCCCUUGCGGGCCUAGGUGGUGUAUCAGCCACACUCCCUCAGGCAGGACCAUGGAGCACACCUUUGGUCUUCAAUCAGUCCACUUCUAUGGUCCCGGGAGCCAUGAUGGGUGGCCAGCCUUCAGGUUUCGGUCAGCCUAUUGUUUUUGGUACAAGCCCAGCCAUUCCAGGUUGGAACCAGCAUUCAUCCUUUGCAGCCUCGACUUCCCCUCCAGCUCCUGCUGUUUGGGGCCCUUCUGCAUCUGUGGCACCCAAUACUUGGCAGUCAACAAGCCCUUUGGGGAAUCCUUUUCAGAGCAACAUAUUUCCAUCUCCUGCUAUGUCCACUCAGUCCCCUUCUAUGCUGUCCUCUCUCCUGGUCACUCCUCAGCCGCCUCCUAGAACUGGCCCUCCAAAGGACAUCUCCAGUGAUGCCUUCACUGCCUUAGACCCACUUGGGGAUAAAGAAGUCAAGGAGGUGAAAGAAAUGUUUAAGGACUUCCAACUGCGGCAACCACCUGCUGUGCCCGCACGGAAAGGGGAGCAGACUCCCUCUGGGACUUCAAGUGCCUUCUCUAAUUAUUUCAACAGCAAAGUUGGCAUUCCUCAAGAGAAUGCAGACCAUGAUGACUAUGAUGCUAAUCAGCUGUUGAGCAAGAUCAAUGAACCACCAAAGCCAGUUCCCAGACAAGGUGCCCUGCCAGUUACCAAAUCUGCUGACCAUGCAUUUGAGAACCCUUUUUCUAAAGAUUCUUUUGGUUCAUCACAAGCCCCCAUGAUUUCUGCUCAAUCUGCAUCUUCUGAUAUGUAUAGGGAUCCUUUUGGAAAUCCUUUUGCCUAACUUCUGAACUUGGUGUGCUGACUAUCCAGAGGAACAAAAAGGUUGGCCUUAGAAGCAAGGACAAAGCUAAUAGCCAGACACACCCUCAUCUCUGCCCUUGUCCGGCUUUCACAUAUUAUCUGUUGCCUUAUUUCUGUUGCCUCUUCCACUUGUAAAAUGUCUUUCACUUUCUGUCUAGGUUAAAGCUAAACUGAAUCUAUGGCUUUAAAUAAAUCAAGACCCUAAACUCUCUAGCUUAAAUGUAAAUGAAGUACACUAGUUUACCUACUGAACCUUUGCCUAUUGUAUCCCUAGAACCUUCUAGAACACUCUACCUUUUACCCUCUGCUUAGGAGAUGCAGCCACCACAUCCCUCCUAUGAUGCUUUUUUGAAUAAAUUUUCAAAUCCUUACUGUUAAAAGUUGUUUGGGGGUUCUGUUUUAGAGCAUAAAACCUAAAGAUGAUAAGAGAACAAGGCACCUUCUUAAAUCUUGCUCAGACUAUCACUGACACAAAAUUUUUGAAGUUGAAGCAAGUCUGAAUUCCUCUGAGACACUUUGGAAUCAAACACACUGAAGGACCUUUUUAAAGAUGUAGUUUCUCCUCUUUCUGAAGAUCAAUUUCUCCCGAGGCCAAAAAUGUCUUUUUUUCAAUCUCUUGCUAGCCAUUGCAAAUUAGGGAAAAGCAUAUUCAUCUCUCCUCUCCUUUUCCCUCUGAUUCUCUUUGCAGUCAGCUUUGCAUCUGGGUUCAUAUAGCAUUAUCUCCCUUUUACAAGCAGAAGAUUUUCAUGGGGUAAAAAAAAAAACCUAAUGAUUCACAGAUCUGGAGCCUCUUCUUUCUCAGUAAUUGUUAGUCCCAGUAACUAGAACUGCAAAUGGGCACAACCUGUAUCUUUCCAAUGGAAUAGGAGGCCAUUCUCUUGCACUGAAGUUCCAGAAGAGCAGUUAAUAUUGAAGAGAAAUCAAAAUCAACUCAGCAAUGAAGGACUAUUCUGAAGAGCAACAUAUCACAAAGCUAACUGUGUUUGUGCCAAAUACAUUAGGUGCUUCUUUGGGGUCAUGCUAGGCCUUUAUCAAGUAACUGGAAAACUUUCUUGAAGCCACAGUAUCAUAGUAAGUAGGAAGAUAAAUAGGGGGGAAAAAGCUGUAGAACAGGUAUUUGGGGUUAUCAUUGAAAAUCUAAUGUCUGAGAUAUUUUUCUCCUCACAACCUUGGAAACUUUCCCAGUUCAUUCUCGGCCCUGUUGUUACCAGGGUUCUCAAGAGUUUGUUCUUGCCAAAAUGAGUUUUGUUCUGUUUUGUUUUGUUUAUGCUGGAUUUUUAAUGUUGUCUCCUCACCCUUAAUGCUCAGGUUCUUGUGGAUGUUGAUCAACCACAUACAAUGUUACCUUUAGGUGGAAGAAGAGGAUAACUGCUCAGGAUCUAAACAAGAUGGUGGCCUCAUGAACCGCUAUUGAUUAACCCCAAGUAGUUAAGCUAAAGUCCUGUGGUUUUAUGUUUAAUGGUAAUAGCAGAUCAUAUAUGGCAUAAUUUUCCAUCAGGCUUCUUGCUCAGUCAUAAACACAGACUUGAAUUAGUACUUUAAAUGUCCAAAUACCUAAAUGUGCUAAACUGGAGGUUAUUAUUUCUAGGUAGUUGAAUUUUUAAAAGUUAUGAUCAGCCACACAGCUGUUUUGUACAUACUUAUUUUCUCGUGCACUUUUCUGUAUGCAAAUAAAGCUAUAAAUUUACUCAUUUUAAUAAACUGGAAUGGCAGAAU